AAAAUAGAAUGGAUAAGAAAAAUGAAAAUUAAAAAUGGUGGUAGAAAGGGAGGGCCGUGAGAUUGGGAAACUGGCCAGACGGGUUGCUCGGAAUCCAAAGCCGUUCGAACAAACCCUUUCUUUCUACCUACCUACCUACGGUACCUAGUUUGUCUCGUCGUUUCCCAGCCCUUCCUUCCUUCUUCCAAUCCUUCCUCUCACUCCACUCCUCCUGGAAGCCUGAAGAGGGAAAAGGCCACAGUGUAAUUCGUACCCCGCCACUCACUCCCGGCCGCCCUCCCAAGUACAAUCCGCGUCUCCCGCCUUGUCACCCUUAAUUUUUUCUUUAAUUUUUUUUUCCUGCCGCUCUCCCGGAGCUUGGAAGCUUCCUUCGCUUAUGAAUUGGUAACACUCGCCGUGACGUGGCCGGCCAUGACAGCCUCUCGCCGCCGCCAGGCGCAGCUCAAGUCGCAGCAAAAUGCCGUUGCUGCCGCCGCCGCCAGCAGCGGCAAAGACCGGAGGGAGAGGGCCGCCGCUGCCGCCGCCGCCGCGACGACGGCGAAGCCGGCGACCCGCGUCAUCAACGCAGCUCCCUCGCUCGAGAAGGCCGAGAUGUACGGAAUCGACGACAACCGCCCUGUUUUCAGCCGCGCAAUGGCCCUCGCCGGGCGCAUGUUCAUCGAGACUAUCCCGCAGUGGCUGGCCGUCGGGGCAAUGCUCUCCCUCAUCUUUGGCGGGUGCUGCUCCAACGUGUUCGCCCUCGAAGCUAUUGUGAAGGUCGAGCCGGGUAGUGGGACUCUCCUUACUUUUGUCCAAUUUCUCUUCGUGGCCAUCGUUGGGCUCCCCUCGCAGUUUGACCGCACGCGGCCGCCGUUUUUCCUCAAGCCGAAUCGCGUUCCUCUCCGGAGGUGGCUAGUCAACAUCGUCUUGUUCUUCAGCAUCAACGUCCUAAACAACCACGCUUUCAGCUACGAUAUAUCGGUGCCGGUGCAUAUUAUUUUACGUUCGGGAGGCAGCAUCACCACCAUACUCGCUGGCAGUCUGUAUGGCAAGACGUACUCGCGUAUCCAGGUUGUGGCUGUUCUGCUCCUCACGGUCGGAGUCGUCACUGCCGCCUGGUCUGAUGCACAAUCCAAGGGAACCGCCAACGGUGAACACCACGACGACUCGAGCUUCGCCACCGGUCUCUCGAUCCUGUUCAUCGCACAGGUCUUGUCCGCCAUCAUGGGCCUCUACACCGAAGAGACCUACAGAAUAUACGGGCCCCAGUGGAAGGAGAACCUCUUCUACUCGCAUCUUCUCUCGCUUCCGUUAUUCCUCCCUUUCCUGCCGUCCCUCACGAGGCAGUUCAUGAAGCUCGCAAACAGCGCGCCGGUUCCGCUUCCAGUGCGAUUCCUCGCUGAGUAUACAAAUAUAUCACCCGGCGUCCAGGAAGCGCUCGAGAUGAUCCGCAUACCGAGCCAAUUGACCUUCCUGGCCCUCAACGUGCUGACCCAGUACGCAUGCAUCCGCGGAGUUAACCUCCUCGCUGCGGCGUCGUCAGCGUUGACCGUAACCAUCGUCCUCAACAUCCGUAAACUGGUUAGCCUGCUGUUGAGCAUCUGGCUUUUCGGAAAUCGGCUGGCGCCGGGCACGCUGCUGGGAGCCGUCGUGGUUUUCUUCGCAGGAGGCUUGUACUCGUUUCACGGGAAGAAAAGGCCACCGAAAGCGAGGGGGAAAGCUACUACGGACUACCACGUCUCCCACGUCUCCCACGAUCCCUCGUCUAGUUCAAACUCCCCGAUGCAUACUGCCACCGAAUUUCCGGGUGACCAGUACACGGACGACGAGGAUGACGCUAAUACGGACCCCGAUGUUUUGUCCGCCGACAAUCGUACAACAAAGGCCGACAGCCCCAAGGUCAUCUCUGCUCCGGGGGGAAGUGACGGGCAAGCAGACGAACCCACAGACACUGCGGAAAUGCAUGAAGGAAUGCUCCCGAGAGACCUGCCUAAGAAAACAGCCUUCUACGAUCCCGUUGCCGAAAAGGAAAUGACUCAGACAGACGCCAAGCUGUUCUACCAAAGAAUUCAGAUGGACGCGCAAAAGGCAGGGCCCAAUUCAUGGGCUCAGAUGCAGUCAACUCCACUGUCCAGUCCUCUCAUGACGGCUAGUGCUUCGUCGGCUACGAACCAGUUCCCCCUCGACUUGGGUUCCAGUUCCGUCCCGCCGACGGGUCUGAACAGGUUCGCGGGGUUGCCUCCUAGUGCAGGGUACGAGAAUAACGUCGAGAAUACUCCGAAGAGGGAUCCAAGCUCCUUCAACACCGGCGAUCCGGCCAGCCGGGGCAGCUACACCCAGCUUAACAGAAUGGGUGCACCCGUUGGUCGCCCAGAUUCGGCAGCCCAACAGUUGCCGCCUAUAGGCGCCGAGCCUGUCGCCGGGGUCGGCAGCUCCGCUUACCUGGACGCUGACCCUGAAGUUACGUCUGAGAUAAUGACGAUAUUUAGAAAUAUCCGCAAGGUCCUGGACGUCCGCCGCAAGUACAUAAGCCUGUCCCUCCAGGGACCAGAUGAUAACCCAAAUGACGAUCCAAACUGGCCCAUCUACCCCCCUCCCCCUGAGCCGGCUUGGGUUGAGGAUCGAGAGAGGAAUGGUACACAUACCGCGAACAGUGUCUCGAACAGCAUACAGAACAGUAUGGUCUUGUCACCCGACAGCCAGAACGGUCCCCCCGAACCCCCCAGCCAACCCUGGGAUGUCCAGCUUGAUAAGGGCGGCAAGAGGAGAAAGGCCGGCCAAGACAUCGGGGAGGACUUCGAUAUGAAUGACCUCCAGCCUCUACCUAGAGCAAGCGAAAUGACGUAUAGCCUGGACGAGUUUGGAGUGUAUCAGGUCUACGAGAACAAGCAAGCCGAGGAGGCCAAGUCUCCCGCGAUCAAGGUCCCGACGAUCAAAGAAUACUAUAUGGACCUGGAGGACAUAGUCGCCGUUUCGUCUGACGGCCCGAGCAAGAGCUUCGCCUUCCGACGAUUGCAAUAUCUCGAGGGGAAAUUUAAUCUCUACAUCCUGUUGAACGAGUACCAAGAGACAGCCGACAGCAAGAGCGUCCCACAUCGCGACUUCUACAACGUGAGGAAGGUCGAUACCCACGUCCACCACUCGGCUUGCAUGAAUCAGAAGCAUCUCUUGCGGUUCAUCAAGAGCAAGAUGAAGAAGAGCCGGGAUGAGGUUGUGCUGUAUAGAGAUGGCAAGUACUUGACGCUGGCAGAGGUCUUCGAGAGCAUCAACUUGACCGCAUACGAUCUCAGCAUAGACACCCUCGAUAUGCAUGCCCACACUGACUCAUUCCACCGCUUUGAUAAGUUCAACCUGAAAUACAACCCCGUCGGAGAAUCGCGCCUGCGCACCAUUUUCCUUAAGACGGAUAACCACAUUCAGGGGCGAUACCUUGCUGAGAUCACCAAGGAGGUCAUUUCUGACCUGGAGUCCAGCAAGUAUCAGAUGGUGGAGUGGCGGAUCUCCAUCUACGGCAGGUCGGUUGACGAGUGGGAUAAACUGGCCGCAUGGGUCGUCGAUAACAAGCUUUUCUCCCACAACGUUCGGUGGCUGAUCCAGAUCCCACGACUGUAUGAUGUAUACAAGGCGGCCAAUCACCUCGAGUCGAUGGAAGAGAUCAUCCGUAAUUUGUUCCAGCCCCUUUUCGAGGUCACCAGGGAUCCUUCGAGCCGCCCAAAGCUCCACAUCUUCCUGCAGAGGGUCGUGGGUUUCGACAGCGUGGAUGACGAGAGCAAGGUUGAGCGGAGACUCUUCAAGAAGUUUCCGGUUCCCAGGGCAUGGGACACGAAACAGAACCCUCCCUACAGCUAUUGGAUCUACUACCUGUUCGCAAACAUGGCCUCUCUGAACUUCUGGCGAAAGCGGAGAGGCUUCAACACUUUCCUGCUUCGGCCGCACUGCGGAGAGGCUGGAGACAGCGAGCAUCUUGCCGCCGCCGCUCUCUGCUGCCACAGUAUCAGCCAUGGCCUGCUGCUGCGCAAGGUGCCUCUCCUGCAAUACAUAUUCUAUCUCGAGCAGAUUGGCAUAGCGAUGUCACCUCUCAGCAACAAUGCCCUCUUCUUGACCUACGAAAGGAAUCCAUUCUACCAGUACUUCAAACGAGGCCUGAACGUCUCGCUGUCCACGGAUGAUCCGCUGCAGUUUGCAUUCACCAAGGAGCCACUGAUUGAGGAAUAUGCUGUCGCGGCGCAGAUAUACAAGCUCAGCUCUGUCGACAUGUGCGAACUGGCCAAGAAUUCGGUCAGGCAGAGCGGCUACGAGUAUUCAAUAAAGCAGAAAUGGCUUGGACCCGACUUCCAUAUGCCGGGAGCUCGCGGAAACGUCAUGGCCAAGACGAACGUGCCGGACAGGAGGGAGGAGUUCCGCUACCAGACCAUUCUGGAAGAACAGCGAAUGGUCGAGCGUUAUACUUCUCUCGCCCCUGAAGCGCCAGCCUCGGAGACAGUGACCAACGACGUCAACAGCAGCAGCCCCCAGCAGGGGGUGCCUCCGAGAUCGCCCGCGCUCUCGCUGAAGACAAUUACCACCCCCGGAGUCGCAGCGCAGGUCGGCGAGGCCCAAGGCACCUGGACGCCGGUAGACGGCAUACGCGAUCUGCACCUGGAUGCGAACGAGCCGAGGUACUUCCCCGGCGUGAUAACGCGCAGUCAGCGGAAGAACAGCAAGCGUCAGGACUCGAUGCACGAGAGUGAUGACUCUUCUGGACGGAAAUUGGGAAGGGUGGAUAGGGCGAUGACGUCUUCGCCGCCCAAGGAGUAGAAGGGGUUAGAACCCGCGAGGGCUUGGAAGGGGGCCCCUGGCUGGUCUAUAUUGGCGUUGGUAUUUUGCUAACCGAGCGGAGUGAAGUAUGCUGUGAACAAAUUGUAAUCGGUUUGGUUCGAGGUUUCCACUCUUCUGCUUUUAGACAUGGAAGGACAUGGGUUCUGGCUGAAAUACUUCUACGCCUUUAUUUGAUGAUUUGUCGUUAGGAACAGGUUAAGAGGACCUUGUGCUGGGAAGAAACUAAUAAGACUAACAUCGCCUAAUUCUUGG
Molecule: messenger RNA, 5049 nt
Organism: Phialemonium atrogriseum
Lineage: Eukaryota; Fungi; Ascomycota; Sordariomycetes; Cephalothecales; Cephalothecaceae
Exons: 5
Coding region: 412-4776 (1454 amino acids)
Biological process (GO): transmembrane transport; AMP metabolic process; IMP salvage
Cellular component (GO): cytosol
Molecular function (GO): AMP deaminase activity
Source: RefSeq, a predicted model, not a curated record